Messenger RNA from Procambarus clarkii (red swamp crayfish), 708 nucleotides. RefSeq lists its product as uncharacterized. Gene Ontology annotation, biological process: DNA integration. Lineage: Eukaryota; Metazoa; Arthropoda; Malacostraca; Decapoda; Cambaridae. Gene Ontology annotation, molecular function: nucleic acid binding. The record is from RefSeq and is a predicted model, not a curated record.
AUGUUAACAGGCACGCCAGAUAAAAUUCUGGUUAAAGCCUACAUUUGCCUCUUCACGUGUGCAACCACACGAGGCGUACACUUAGAAGUAACUUUUGACAUGAGUGCAGAAGCAUAUAUCCAAGUUUUUCGUAGAUAUGCUGCACGCAGAUCCUGCCCCAGAUUGAUGAUUUCAGAUAAUGGGUCAAAUUUUUUGACCGAAGUCUGUCUACGAGAGAUAUGGAACCAUCCAGAGGUACAAUCAGUAUUAAAACAGAGACAAUGCCACUGGAAAUUUAUACCUCCCGGAGAUUUAUAUCUCACCGCCCCUUGGCAAGGUGGUUUUUACGAGCGGAUGGUGGGAACUGUUAAGAAAUGCCUAAGAAAGGCCUUACAUCAGCAGAAAAUUAAUCUCACUGAACUGCAAACCCUUGUCACAAAAAUUGAGGCACGAGUCAACAACAGACCAUUGACCUACCUUACAGAUGACUUCUCCCAGAGAGAACCCCUGAGUCCCUUGCACUUAAUUCAUGGUGGUCUUCUGAGCCCGCUAAUAUCUCUAGCAGAUGAAGAUCCAGCUGACCAUUCACAUGUUGAUAGGAGUGACUUGGUGGAAAGUUAUAAACAUCUUUCAAUGAUAAUAGAGAAGUGCAAUGAAGUAUGGACUUGUGAACAUCUCACCGAGAAUACCAUUAUGGAGCUUCGAGCCUCUAUAAUAAAGUUCUACUGA